UAAAUUGAAUUAAAGACCACUGCAGAGCGAACAAACAGACGUUACAGCGUUAAAUAGGAUUUUUACUGUUACUGAAAAAUAGUUUUUAGAUUUGAUAGCCAGUCGCCAUGAAGUGCAGUUUGAUUUUUCUGUGUGUAGCCGUUGUUGCAGUUGUUGUCGCCACCGAUGAUUCGUGCACGCCAAAAGGUGCGGCUGAUCUACGGGCCGACCCGUACGACUGUUCGGUGUUUUACGUGUGCGCCAACAAAAAGCUCGUAAAAUUUACCUGUAAUGACAGUGUCUUUGAUCCGCUGACCAAGGCUUGUGUGCCGAAGGGUUCGAUAUGGGACAAAUGCACACCCAAGCCUAGAUCGACUGUAGGCGAAUGUACACCAGGAUCAACGGCUAUUAUCCCCCACCCAACAAAAUGUGCACAGUACUACGACUGCAGUGACAACACUGAGGUCUUCCGAUGGCCACUACACCUGAAAGAAUGUCCAUACAGUCGGGUGUUCAACACCGAAACCAAGAGAUGUGAACACUACAGCAUGGUCAAGUGUGGAGAGAGAGAGGAACCAAUUUCUCAUUGUGACUACGAUGCCUACCAGUGUCGAUCCGCCCACUGCAUUCCGUGUAACGUGAGGUACCCAUCCUGCAAGGGUCUGCCUGACGGACUCAACCCGUGGGUGGGGCGCGAGGUGUCGCCCUAUUUCGUCGUGUGCAACAACAACAGAACAGUGUAUCAAGGACAGUGUCACCAAGACAACAGCUACUACCUGUUUGAUGCGGUAAAGAAAACCUGUGUAGAGCUGGUCUAAGUUAAAAUAAGAUGACUUAUUACAAUGUGAAGUAACUGGUGGGCUAGAUUGAGUGAGAGAGCGAUGAGGUGAGGUGGGGUGGGUGAGUGGGUUUGUGACGUGCAAUAACAAGUCGUGCCAUGUUGCUGUCUAUAGCACGCGACAUACCCUAUUGGUUUUAUUAAUUUCAGUAAGGUUUUUUUGUUGUUUCUUUUGAAAUUGUGUUUUAAGAACUCGACGCUACCUAGAAAAUAGGGACGACCCUACUUUUUUUCAAUUUAUUAAAAAAAAAAAAAUAUAGUAACCCAUCUUUCAAAUUUCUUAAAUACGAGAUUCAAAAUUAUUUAAUUUCAAAUUAAUUAAUUGUUAACAUAAUAUAGUUACCUCAGUUCAGCGAAAAGUACCAACACCAAUGCUAACUAUCCAAACAUUUUACUUAAAGUAUGUUUUAUUGUAAAUAUUUGUAAAACACAUUAUAACAAUUAUGUUUCUUAUUGAAAUCUGUUGUCUCACGAAAACCUAUUUCAUGUACAGUUAUAUGCCAUGUCUUGCCUAUCAUAAUUUAUUUGUAAACUUGUACACCUCUGAUGUCGCCGAUUGGUGUCUUUAAAUAUAAUGUAAUAUGUCCCAUUCUGAAUCUGUACUAUAAGCUGGGGGUGAGGGAAACUCUGAAGCUUAUGCACUCCCAGUUUUAAAAGGGGAUUAAUAUAUAUAUAUAUAUAUAUAUAUAUAUAUGCUAAUUACACACACACACACACACACACACACACACACACACACACACACACACAUACAUACAUACAUACUAUCCUGUACAACUGCUAUUUCCGCGUUUACAAAAAAUAUGAAAUUCCCUAUGUUAGUAUUAUAGUAUUAUUAUGACAUAUUUAUAUAAAAAUAUUUAAAAAGUAAACCCCGGAUGUUCAGUAUUAAAACAGGUUUGUUUUAGUUAAUAUAAUGUAUAAAAAGCAAGUUACAGAUCAGUGGCGGAUCCGGAAGAUCCAUUCAAUGAAAUGUGGCUGAAAGGAUUCCUCGGAUUCUCCAAAGUAGAAAGUGAAAAAUAAAAAUAGAAUGAAAAUAUAACUAUCACAAAAUGUAGGGGCGGGGGCGGUCUAGGAUUAAAAUACCAAAAGGCCGUGGUACGUGCUAUCCUGUCUGAGAUGGUGCAUAAAAAAGAUCCUUUGCUACAAAUGGAAAAAUGCAUCGGGUUUCCUAUCUAAGACUAUGUCUCAAAUACCAAAUGUUUGACAUCCAAUAGCCGAUGAUUAGUAAAUGUGCUCUAAUAGUGUCAUUAAACAAAACAAACUUUGUAUCUGUUUUAUAAUUUAACACGGGAUACUACACCUUUGUUAAGUCUAACCUUUAUACAUAUUACAAUAUACAACAUACUUGUAUAAGUUCAUGAUUAUUGUUGUGUGUACUUGAUGUAUGUUUACAGUAAUAGCAGUAAAUGUUUCUUAUUGAAAUUAUCUUUUAUUCUUUACUGUCGAUAUUCAUUAUGUCGAAAAUUAGUGGAUCGACUGACGAACUUCGACUUAUGUGUAAUUCUAAAUAACUCUCUACAUAUCCAGCUAGUAGCAGAGGCGGAUCUA
This is a messenger RNA of Gigantopelta aegis, 2368 nucleotides long. Its product is annotated as peritrophin-1-like. NCBI's taxonomy places the organism in Eukaryota, Metazoa, Mollusca, Gastropoda, Neomphalida, Peltospiridae. Bases 108 to 797 code for a protein of 229 amino acids. Gene Ontology annotation, cellular component: extracellular region. The record is from RefSeq and is a predicted model, not a curated record. Gene Ontology annotation, molecular function: chitin binding. The transcript has 3 exons.